CUCGAUGCAACCACUCAAGAUUGCCGCCAACGACGAUGGCGAAGCCGAAGCGGAAGCACUGGUCCGAAAAGAAGGCGGAGAAGAAGGCACGACGUGAGAAAGCUGAAGCAGAGGGAGUCGUGGACGAGAAAAAGGAUGAAGAGGAGUACGACCGGCGCAAUCAAUUUCCCGCCACGAUCCACUCUGGGUCGUACGCUGCGCAACUCGACCCAGCGGACACCACUGAUAAGUGUUGUGCAGCCCCCAAGAAACGCUAUGGCCUCUUGCUUGCGUACUGCGGAAAGAACUACUCGGGCAUGCAAGUGUACGUACAUGCACGCAUCUUACUGUCUUUGCGAUUGCUGCGGACAUACCCCAUGCCAUAGCAAUAUUGGCGUCAAAACGAUUGAAGCCGAGCUCGAACGCGCGUUGUACGAAGCGGGCGGCAUUGCUCGCUGCAACUACGGCAUGAUCCAAAAGAUUGGAUGGAACCGGGCCGCGCGCACUGACAAGGGCGUCCACGCCGCAGGACAGCUGGUCAGCAUGAAGCUGUGUAUCGAAGAUGGCAAGCUGAACGAAUUUCGCAACAACGUGAACUCAUUUCUACCACCCGACAUUCAAGUGCUAGACAUCGUCGCGGUCACCAAAAACUUCAACUCGAAAAACUCGUGCGAUCGUCGCACGUACGAAUACCUGACGCCGACGUUCGUGUUUGCCCCCAAGGGGGUCAUGACCGACAAGCCAGCGACUGCGUCCGGGCAAUGGACGGCAGCGACGUACGACGAGUUCAACAGCAUCAAGGUUGAUCCUGAAGCAUGGGCCAUGCAAAAGGAGUUUCGCCUGGACGCGACUGCGCUGGCCAAGCUUCGCGAGACCCUGGCAAUCUUUGUCGGCACACACAACUUCCACAACUACACGUCCAAGCUGCCACCGUACAGCCCACAAUGCAACCGAUACAUCUUGUCCUUUGAAGCAGACGAUCCGUUUGUGAAGAACGGCACCGAGUGGAUUCGGUUGCGUGUAGUCGGCCAGAGCUUCCUCCUCCAUCAUAUCCGCAAGAUGAUUGGAACGACGAUGGACGUGCUCCGAGGGUCCACGCCUGCGACAACGAUCAAGACGGCGUUCGAACAAACGAAAAUGGAUCUGCCCAAGGCUCCCAGUGCCGGACUCUACUUGGCCAAGGCGCACUUUGAAGUGUACAACGACAAGAACGAAAACCAUCGACCGAGCUUGGCUUUCGACGAACCCGACCAACUCGACCGCAUCGAAGCGUUCAAGGAAGCCUUCAUCUUCCCCGAGAUCAUGGAGCGCGAAGAACAGGAUGCGGUGUUCCCGCUCUGGCUCCUCCAACUUGAUGCGAUCCCGUUCACGUACACGACGUGCCCGUACGACGAGUGGCGCACUAAGAAGGACGACGAAACGAGCCGCAAGGGCCAAUAUAGUCGCGGCGACUCGGACGACGAGCAAAACGAAAAUGACGACGAAUGAGUUUGGUCAAUGGCUACACAUGGCAGGCAUAUUCCAACUGACUCGCAUGCAUCCACUCGGCCCUCGAAUCGUGCCGCAAGUGAAGUAAUAGGUAUCGCCAAGGCUGCUAAGGGCGUCUGCGAGUACGUGCACAGCCAGGCUUCCUAGCUGUAGUGAAAACGAG
This is a messenger RNA of Aphanomyces invadans, 1630 nucleotides long. Its product is annotated as tRNA pseudouridine(38-40) synthase, variant. The record is from RefSeq and is a predicted model, not a curated record. The transcript has 5 exons. Gene Ontology annotation, biological process: mRNA pseudouridine synthesis; tRNA pseudouridine synthesis. Bases 136 to 1467 code for a protein of 443 amino acids. NCBI's taxonomy places the organism in Eukaryota, Oomycota, Saprolegniomycetes, Saprolegniales, Verrucalvaceae. Gene Ontology annotation, cellular component: nucleus. Gene Ontology annotation, molecular function: pseudouridine synthase activity; RNA binding.